Molecule: messenger RNA, 3406 nt
Organism: Ceraceosorus bombacis
Lineage: Eukaryota; Fungi; Basidiomycota; Exobasidiomycetes; Ceraceosorales; Ceraceosoraceae
Source: the annotation of a GenBank genome assembly
AUGUCUGGGCCCAGGGGAGGCGCUCCUCACGCGCCAGGACAGCAGCAUCAUAACGGGCGUCCUUUAUGGAACGACGGAGCGAGUGGCGGGCCUAGCAACACGCCAUCGCCUGCCGCUGGUUCCAAUUUUGCUCACCAACAUCAUCCGAAUCUGGCACCUUCAUAUGCGCAGCCACCCAAUCGCCCCUACAAUGGCUCUCCCCAGUCCCAGCCAGGUCACCUUUCGCCACGAAGCUAUGCGGCUCGCCAAUUUCAGCAACAGCAGCCACAAGCACUGCAGCAUCACCCGCGGCCCCAGCCUCACAUGCAAGGGCCUUUGAAUGCCGCUCAAGCCCAAGGCUGGGCGGCCUUGGCGCCUCAGGGCCAGCCCUUGACGCCGGGCGGUAGUUAUCAGCACGCGGUGAAUAAUGUCUACUUUCCCGUCGCCGGUCCGCCUCCCAUUCCGCAGCAGGACGGAGCCCCGCCUCACGCUGCACGCGGACCACCACAGCAGCACCACGUGCCUGGGAACAUCGCUCCCCGUCCACACAGUGGUGGGCAGCCCUACCCUGCCGGCAACCAUCAGCAAGCGCCUUUCGCAGGGGUCGCGCAUCCUCAUGCAGCUUGGCAAGGAGGUCAGCUGCCCUCUGUAUUGCGACCACAUGUACCAGCACCUCCCCAGCCAGCAUACGGCUCGUCUGGCGCUCCUGGUGAUCCCUUGGAUGGGGACCUUGACGAUGAUGGGGAUGGUGCAGAUGACGAGCAAGGAAAGAAUGCGGUGCAGAAAGGAGCGUCAGACUUUGUCAAGAAGCUCUAUCGUAUGCUCACCGACAAUUCUUACGCGACAAUCGUCUCAUGGUCGCCUGCUGGUGACAGCUUCUUGGUCAAGAACAUGAGCGAUUUCACAAAGCACGUUCUGCCUCGUCACUUCCGCCACUCGAACUUUGCGAGCUUCGUCAGGCAGCUCAACAAGUACGACUUUCACAAAGUAAAGAAUCCAGGGGAGCAUGGACAGGGCGUGGAUCAAGUGUGGGGUUUCAAGCAUCCUGACUUCCAGCGAGGACGCGAGGACCUGCUGGAGAAUGUGAAGCGCAAAUUGCCUUCUGGUAAGAAGGCUGCCAGGGACAACAGCCCUUCUAUGCCAGGUGCUGCAGAUGCCGCAGACAAGGGAGCCGAAGAUUACGGCCAACUGAAAGACCAGGUCGCUGCCUUGACAGCUACGCAAGAUCAAAUGACCUCGCACAUGAAUAAUUUGACGAAGCAGUACCAAGGGGUUAUUGGAGAGAUGCUGACCUUCCAGCGCAACAUGCUCCAGCAAGAUCAAUUGAUGCAGCAGCUGAUUCAGUAUCUCAUGCAAGAGUCAUCGCGCCGAGCUGCUAUCGAGGAGCAGUCCGCGACACCAAGUAGCUCUAGCAACGGUAAUCCGGGUGUGCCUUUGCUCGAAGGCGCACCGACAAGCAGCGCAUUCAUGGCUCCACAUGAGGCUCAAGAUCUGAUCUCUUCCUACACCACUCUGGCGCGGGAUUCAUUUGCGGCCAUGAACCAAGUGUCUGCACGCAUUCAUGCCCAGCAACGUCAAAAUUCAGAUGACCAGUCCAAUGGAGGACGUCAGCUUAGUCACGCCACUCUCGCCUCGUUGAUCAGCGGAGACGACAACAAUAUUCACAAUGGAUCAGGAAAUGGCGCCCUGUCACCCAAGAGUAGCGUCGCAAGAUCUCCGGCGGCCACGACUGACUUUGUCGACAAGGGCAAAGCAUCCCAGACGACUGGUCAAGCGAGCGAGAAACGCCCCCCGGUCUUUCUCCAUCCUCCACACUUUGAUGCUAACGAGGCAGGUGGCUCUAAUGCCAAUGACUUGUUCAAUGCAGUUUCAGCGGCGGUUGGACAGCCUCCUAACUACGUAGGAGCAGACGGCGGAGGACUCAGGGUGUUUACAGUCGGUACUUUGCAGCCGCGCGCUGAGUCGGGCACCUUCCCCAGCGAUGGCUCCGGGUCUCCUGGUGCUGCGCUCUUGUCGGGACUGAAGCGCUCGUCGCCGGGCGAGCCGCAGUCUGAGAGACGAAGCGGGUCUGCGGGAGCAGAGGGCACUUCAUCUUUCGGCAUCAGCGUGCCCGAACUCGAGCAGCUACCAUUGAGCAUGCCGCGCGUCGAUCGUCGAGCUUCCACCGUCCCUACUCCUCUUGGUGCAGGUGCGACCUCGGGAGAUAAUGCAGAGGCUGGACGCGCCUCUGUGGACAGUAGAGGCGAAACACCCUCGGAAGGCGGAAGCAACAUGCUGCGCGUGCGUAGAUCUACCUACAUCCCUGGCUGGUCGGUGCCUCCUAAAGUGCUCGUUGUGGACGACAAUGAGGUGUGCCGAAAGAUGUCGUCCAAAUUCCUGCAAGUCUUUGGUUGCGCCAUUGACGUUGCUGUGGACGGUGUGAACGCGGUCAACAAGAUGAAUUUGGAGAAGUACGAUCUCGUGUGAGUAGAGCAUUUCUUGCUCACCCAGCCAAUCAUGCAUGCUCACACCGCUUGCUCUGGCCUUUAUUGCUUCCACCGUAGUCUCAUGGACGUGGUCAUGCCAAAUCUGGAUGGUGUAUCUGCGACGUCGCUUAUCCGUCAAUUCGACCCACGAACACCGAUUAUCUCGAUGACGAGCAAUGUAGCUCCCGAGCACUUGCUUGACUAUAUGAAGAGUGGCAUGGAUGACGUCCUGGCGAAGCCCUUUUCCAAGCAAAAUUUGCUCAGUAUGCUGGAGGUGAGUUGACAUACAUCAAAGAGGCUUCACGUUGAGGGGACGAUCAUGCUUAAACCAUUUCUGCGCUCCGUUAGAAACAUCUCAUUCACCUCAAGACUGUGCAAAAGAUGGAAGAAAUACCUCAUUCUCUCGGUCUGCCUCGCAUGCCCGAUGACGCGCUCGCUACGGUGCUUUCGGCAACCGCUGCUAGUGCGGCUCACUUUGGCGGAGCCGUCGACUCCGCUUCCUCGUCUAUGCCUUCGCCGUGGGCUGCUAUCAUGGGUCAUGGACCUAAUGCUGUCAGUCGUUUCCAGAAUGCCGACACACCUCCCGAAGAAAAGGGCAGCGAUGAUGAAGAGAGCACAGACAAUCCUCUUGCGGGCAUGGGAUUCUCGGACGAAGAGUAAGUCGACUGUGACUUUGAGCGUGCUGGCUCGUGCUACACUCGAUGCUAAGCAUCUGUUCUCUCAUUACCAGGUACAUCUCUAUGCUGCAGAACCUCGUUGCUGCAGGAGCCGUGUCGGACGACACGAACGGCGAGAGCGCAGACACGAUUGCCAAUGCGCUUGGCGUGAUCAGGGGCGAGGGUGUAGGAGCAGUAUCCAGGUCGAAAGAGAGCACACCUACCGUGCUCGGAACUCGCAAACGCUCCCAAGACGCCGAAGGCAGCGAGGCGAAGCGUAGCCGCCCUGCGGGUGUCCCUGCUUGA